AUGGCCUUUCCGACGACAUCCGCGCAACAUCGAAGAUGGCCCCAGAGCAUCCCGUCUUCAAGCCGCACCCAGAUGUCCCUUUUAGUACCGACAGAUAACAGCAUCUACUCCGUCUGGAAUGAAGCUCUUGACAAGUACAAAGAUACUUUUCAGAUCGAUCUUCGCGAUACGCAGAGUCCUUUGGGGCGGAGGCUCGCCAAGUGCGAGUCUGAGGACGGCAUUCUGGACGCACUCCACGCAACGGUCGAGGAGUUCAGCAAGCGGCGCAAAGGCUCUGUGUCCAUGCAUACUGUCAGAGAAGUGUUGAAGCCGGUCGUAUCCGGGUUGAACGUGUUGCUCGACACAGGUUCGGAGGCUGUGUCCUCGGUUGUACCAGGUGGAAAGAGUAUAUUCGUCGCCAUCGGGGUAUUGCUCAGGGCAGCGGAACGAGUGACUGCGUGUUUUGAUGAUGUAUUGAAGCUUUUCAAGCAGAUCAAGGCCUACAUCGACCGUUUACACGUACGGAUACAAGCCACGCUAGGUCGCGAGGCUAGGACUCUUGCAGUCGAUGCCCUAGUGAAGAUGUUGAAUGCGCUCAUGCUCGCCACGAGAAUGAUGAAAGAGGGUCGCCUGGGCCGAUUUGUACGGGCUCUCCUCAACGAGGCGGACGAUGUGCGCGAUCUCAUCGGAGAUCUGGAAGAUAUCAUGAUUGAUGAGGAGCGCUUAUCUGUCGCGGAGCUCGUUGUCGGCAUGCACAAGUUGUCCUUGAGCUUGGAUGACAUGGUGUCUGCGUCGGUUAGGGUCGAGUCCAGCCUCGAGUCCAGCGUCAACGAACUUCGUGAUCGACUCGGUAUUGUACAUCACUCAUUCCACGGGCGAUUGGAUCAGAUACUGGUGUCCUUGCGUGACAGGGGCGAUGCUGUAGCUGUCACACAACGAUUUCCCCCAUCUGUCUCAUUGCAGCUAACGCUCACCCUACCAAAUAUCGACACUAGCUCUCUACGCGAUGCGAUGCGAUAUCUCGGCUCACUGCUGUCGUCAGCCAACGCAGCGGAUCGUGCCUUACUUGGCCAAGCUUUGACCAUUCUGUAUGCGUGGGCAACUCAUACAGUCGUAUCUGAUUCUAGGCAUGCCGCAGACAUGGCCCUUGCCACUACAUGUGAUCCCAUACAGAUCCUCACAACCUUCGUUCCUGUGGCCAUCGCGAUGCUCUCGGUGUAUGCUCUCUGGCAAUGCAUCUUUCGACCUCUGGGGGUAGCCGGCGGAAGCAUCGUUCUUAUUGAUGCACUGGGAAGAUCCUUCAUUCUCGACGGCGACACGUUCCUAUCGUGGCAGACAAUACACGCCUUCCUCCUUGCAAACUUUCGCGGUCAGCAAGGCUUGAGAUAUGUUCAAACCCGUAGCUAUAUGCUUUCGGACGCGGAACAUUCUCGGGUCAUUGAGCGAGAAGCAUGGUCCAAGCUCAUAAGACCGGGCAUGCGACUUGAAAUGGGUAUACUUCUACGGAGACCGCUCCUAACAUGCCCCUGGUGCCAAAGCACAAUUCUAAACCUCGACGGUAGCGAUGGACAAGUCUCAUGUACUAACACACCAUGCAGACGCUCUUUUCGUGCAUUCGGUCAUCGUGAUACUGAUGAUAGAUCAAGUGACCCUGAUUUACGAGAAGCUUCCGUGCAUUCCGAUAGUGCAAAGAGUAGCGAUGAUUCAGACCCACGAUCACCUCCGCUAGUUCCGGAGGACCAGCGAGAGCCAUCAAGGCCCUUACAGACAGGAGGCACUCCUGAGGCGGGCGAGGCGGAUGAUAUGUACAAAUUUCGUCAAAUCGUCGUCCAGUUCUCCUUACGACCAUCUUCGAGCGUCGAUGCAAAUCCCGUGCCACACGGCUGGGACGCUCUGCGCCCACACAGUGCGGCGGACUACAUCUGUGCGGGCGGAGGACCGGGCGGGAUGGUUGUCGGGCGGGAAGAGUUGGAGAAGACGGUGUGGGACGUUGUGGAUGGACGAGUUGAUCUGAGCGAGGAGGGCAGGAGGAGGAAGGCGCAGGGUGAUUCGUGGAGACCGGCGGUCGCGGCGCAUCCGACGCCUGCGUAUAUGACGUCGGGAGACUCGUACAGACCUGGCGAUCUAGCCGUCGUGGACGAUGGACCGCCAGUGUGCAUGGCCGAUGCGCGGGAUAGGCUGCCCGAGUGCGCACGGUUACCGCCCGGCGCUGGUACAGUCUGGGCGCACAUGACGCGCGCGCACGGGUGGAGCGCACUCACCAAGCCCGGCGCGCGGGAGUUCAUAUGUAAUAACGCGCCAAAGCGGAAGGAGUUCGAGAGGAGAGUGUGGGAUGUGAUUGAUGAGAAGGUCGAUCUGGGUCCUGCGGAGGUGGCCGUGAAGCGGGAGAGGAUAGAGAGCGUCUUUUUGGGAGGAGAGGACGAGUGGCCGGUGUGUAUGGCCGAUCCGAGCGAGAGACGCGAUACGUGCUCGCUCUAUAUGACGCCGCGCGAAGUGUGGGCGCAUAUGCUCUCUGCGCAUCGCUGGGACGCGUUGAAGCCCCCAGCCGUUGUGGAAUAUGUGUGUGGCGGGGAUACCACGCAUGCGUGGGUCAGCAGGGGUCUUUUCGAGAGUAGGGUCAGGGAGGUUAUGAAUGGCCUGGGAUGGACGACGUUCGCUGUUUUCUCUCUUUUGGUACACCCACAUGAUGACGAUGACCUCGAAAUGCACCCAACGCGGAAGUUCUCCCGCACGGAGAGCAUCAAGUUCACACAUCCGAUGUCUGAACCGUGA
Peniophora sp. CBMAI 1063 is the source of this 2751-nucleotide messenger RNA. Lineage: Eukaryota; Fungi; Basidiomycota; Agaricomycetes; Russulales; Peniophoraceae. The record is from the annotation of a GenBank genome assembly.